UUGGGGGGACCGUGCAAGGUCCAUUUGGCUCAACGUGUUGUCAACAAAUCACUUUUCGGCGCUUUCGCCUCACCAGCAGAAUGUCUUUCAGAGACGAUGAAUCCUCAGAUGUCGGCCUUUCGGGUCAAACAAAGCUGGAGAGCUUCCUGUUCAGUUGUGAGCUCUCCUCCAAAGUUCCCUUCUACUGCUUCCAAGGAGACGAGGACGACGACCUGGAGCACUUCAUUGAGCUCAGAACGGUUUGUCUAGGGGAAGGUGCCCAGGAGGAGAAUAACGUGGUGGAGGUAACAGCCAUGAACCACCAAGGAAAGACAACUUCAGUGCCCAUUGCGAACCUUCACAUCAGCUGCCUGCCAAUGGUGAGCUUGGGUGAGUUUGAGCUAAAAGCACCAGUGACGAUCCGCUUGAAGGCUGGCACAGGACCAGUGACCAUCAGCGGCCUCCACCUUAUUGCUUCAGAGGUGGAAGAAUCAGACUUGGAGGAAGAAGAGGAGGAAGAUGAGGAUGACAUGGAAGAAGAAGACAUCAGUCCCGUCAAACCAGCAAAGAAGAAGCAGCAGCAGCAGCUGCAGUAGCCCUUGCCUCAGAGGUGGCGGUUGGGGCUUUUAGUUCUCCCUUGCUGAUACGUUUCAGGAAAUAAUUCACGGACACUGCCGGCCACGUUGGCACAGGACAUUACCAAACACCCGCGUCAGUUGUAUUCCUGGUGGCAACCCAACAUACUCCUCGGGUGAAUCACCCUCGUUCUCUCAAGCUCUUAUUCACACCACAAGCCUGAACUGUGGAUAUGAUCUGCUGUUGCUAUCAAAUGUUACCUAUUGUUUUCAUUGUAUAUAACAGUAAGUCACCACCUGUGAUGAGAAGACACAUCUGUUAUAUUUUAACAGUAAAAGUGUUGUUUUUGUUCCUGUGUUACAGUAAGGGAUCCGAGAUCAUUGACUUUUCUUAGUCACAAACACAUUUUGUAGUUUAAAAAUAGUUUUUCAACAUGAAAUGUUAAAACAAUAAAAUUUUGUAUUCAUAA
Messenger RNA from Phycodurus eques (leafy seadragon), 1024 nucleotides. It is a transcript of the gene npm3, whose product is annotated as nucleophosmin/nucleoplasmin, 3. The coding region runs from base 81 to 575 and encodes 164 amino acids. Lineage: Eukaryota; Metazoa; Chordata; Actinopteri; Syngnathiformes; Syngnathidae. The transcript has 5 exons. Gene Ontology annotation, molecular function: RNA binding; chromatin binding; histone binding. Gene Ontology annotation, cellular component: nucleolus; cytoplasm; nucleoplasm. Gene Ontology annotation, biological process: chromatin remodeling. The record is from RefSeq and is a predicted model, not a curated record.